GGGAUCAGCAUGCAGAGGAAGGGGGCAACCUCCCUGCCAUGCUUUCCUCCUCCAGGGUUUAUAUUCUGCUACAAUGUUUCUCUCUCCUGUCUGGCUACAGCAGGUGCUGUCUGCUGGUGUCUGAUCCCAAGAUGCUUUCGGGUCUUAGAGGAAUGUGUUUCCCAUUGGCCUUACAGCUGAGAGGAAUUCGGGUCUCUAAGGUUACUGCACCGAUAUGUAGACACAGUUCAUUUUCCGGAACAACCCUUUCUACAAAAGGACUCUUGAGUACCACUCGGCUACCGUUACUGCGGCUCUCGCCCACUAGUCUCGGCUGUAGACUUGGCCUACAUACCUCCGCCCAGCACCUGAAGAAAAGAAAAGACACUGAAGAUAAUUAUAUUGCUCUGCUGGGCGGUUACGCCCAAGAACUGAAAAAUGCACCAAAGUCUACAAUGUCUCUAAGCCUGUUUGGGCUGAUCCCCCUGGUGGCUGCACCUCUAACCAUGAGCAUCACCAAGUGUUACCACCCAGAACUGGCGUUUAUGCAGCUGGCCUGCGCCAACUGCAUCUUGUGCUUUUUCGGUGGGGUUCGGUGGGGUUUUAUGGUUCCUGAAAGCAGCCCGGCCAAGUUGGGAUUUGUUCUGGGUGCGGUGCUCCCUUACACGGCCUGGGUAUCUCUAAUCCUGUGUGAGGAUAUCGGCGUGUCUGCUCUGAUGCUGAUCGGUAGCUUAAUCAUUCUUCAGUUCGGGGGUGUUGGAAUGCUUCACCCUUAUCCGUUCUGGCUGAAUUUUCUCAAAACUGUUUUUUUUAUGGUCGCUUUAGUCUCCAUCGUAACCACAUUGUGGAUGUCGUCUUUUUUUCCAGAAAAACCAUUAAAGAAAGCAAAAAAAUAGAAACGGUGGGCGGUCUGCAGGAUGUAUGUUCAGAGUUUAACUUCCUCUGCGAACUAGAAGUGCUAGUAGGUAGGAAGAUAUCUAGUAGCACUUGGCAGAGUUAUAAAUCGUCAGAUGACUACUUCAGAACUAACUGUUGGAUUAAAGAGGUUUUCUUCUUAAAAGUGAUUGGACCAGGCUCCUUUAUGGCUUAAAUUGAGCAUGAGUAAGGGGACAUUGUUACUGUGUGUUUUUACGAAGUGUGCAUAUAGAAAUGGAGGUGCAAAACUGAGCCCUCACUAAAAAUGAAGAAAUAAAGGUUUUUCUAUACUGGACAAA
Molecule: messenger RNA, 1193 nt
Organism: Pseudophryne corroboree (corroboree frog)
Lineage: Eukaryota; Metazoa; Chordata; Amphibia; Anura; Myobatrachidae
Gene: TMEM69
Product: transmembrane protein 69
Exons: 3
Coding region: 39-875 (278 amino acids)
Source: RefSeq, a predicted model, not a curated record